AUGUCGACCUCUCUAUCAAUACCAGAAACUUCUGCUGACCAAUGGAAAGAUCCUAGGGAUGUGAAAUUUAUGCGACUUGCGAUAGAACAAGCAAAGCUUUCAGCACCAGUACCAACUGCAUACUGUGUUGGAGCGGUUUUCGUAAACCCGCAGACUUAUGAAACACUUGCAACUGGUUACUCACGCAAACUGCCAGGCAACACACACGCCGAAGAAUGCUGCUUGAUAAAACUGUCAUCACUUGAUCCAUCAUCUGUCUCGCCUUUCUCCUCUCUUACAAUUUACACGACGAUGGAACCCUGCUCAUCGGGGUAG
Paraglomus occultum is the source of this 315-nucleotide messenger RNA. The record is from the annotation of a GenBank genome assembly. Lineage: Eukaryota; Fungi; Glomeromycota; Glomeromycetes; Paraglomerales; Paraglomeraceae.